AUGUUUAAGCUUAAAUAUUUUAUCCUUUUCUUCUAUCCCUUUGUCCUCCUGGCUCUUGCAGCACCUUUACCUAAAAUAUCAUCGGACAUUCAUAGAUAUUUGAGCUGGUUCUUCACCCGAUAUAAUACCCUUGAGAAACCCAUGGAGCUUCCAAUUACACAAAUUCCCUACCUGGAUGGGCCCACCGUCGAGGAAAUGUCUACAAUUACGCCUAUUGUCAAAUUUAAUGAUAUCUCUCAGUCUAAAGUUUCGACAAAGCGUGUCCAAUUGGAAAAAAAAAAGCCUGCUGUGAUAUUUCAAUUGCCAUCCAAAUUUUCCGGGAGCGAUAACUCGCCCUCUAAUGCUGGAGAAAUCACAUUGGUGGCAGAUGAAUUCAUCUUCUCUGCCUAUAUCCCAAAGCACGUCUCGUCUACUGUUAAUGACAAAUCAACGAAAAACGAUUUUGAUGGUGCAUACCAGACGCAAAUAAAGGGGACCCUGGAUGAUGCUCUCAAUGAAUGUAUUGAAACAACCAGAGGGGGCAAAGAAACAGUUCCAAGGCUUUACAAGAUCGACAUUGUUUGGCCACAAACAGCCGCAAGAGAAAUAAAAUAUGAGAAAGUCUUUGCCAAGCUCAAGAGUGAAAUUAGGAAUCUUCAAUGCCGCGAAGAUAUCAACAGUGACAAGCUCGAAAUUGUGGAAAAAUAUUACAACUCCUCACUCGAUGCCAGCCUUGACAAGAACGCGCACCUUUAUUAUGAAUCCGCCUUAGAGGUCGUACAACCUCCUACAGAAAGGCUUGGGAAAAUUCACCUGAGCAAAACUAGACGCGGGAUAGUGUUUCAUGGAUUUGAAACAACCAUGGAAAGGAGGCCUCCUAUCGGUUCCACCUGA
Molecule: messenger RNA, 873 nt
Organism: Penicillium alfredii
Lineage: Eukaryota; Fungi; Ascomycota; Eurotiomycetes; Eurotiales; Aspergillaceae
Exons: 1
Coding region: 1-873 (290 amino acids)
Source: RefSeq, a predicted model, not a curated record